This is a messenger RNA of Soboliphyme baturini, 282 nucleotides long. The record is from the annotation of a GenBank genome assembly. Lineage: Eukaryota; Metazoa; Nematoda; Enoplea; Dioctophymatida; Soboliphymatidae.
AUGCUUUCGCCAGAGGCGUCAAUUGACGACCAAAUGCUAUGCGCUGGAAGCAAGACAGGUGGAAAAGGACCUUGCUCGGUACCUUUACGUAUAUGUAUAAACGCCUACGGCGAAAGUGAUUUUCAGGGUGACAGUGGCGGACCGUUGGUCUGUCCGGACGAAGAAGAUCGAUGGGUGGUGUACGGUGUGACUAGCUGGGGUGUUGGUUGUGCCCGGCAAGGGAAGCCAGGCGUAUUCACUAGCGUUUACCAUUUUUUACCUUGGCUGAUGAAUAACAUGUAA